Messenger RNA from Impatiens glandulifera, 459 nucleotides. RefSeq lists its product as uncharacterized. NCBI's taxonomy places the organism in Eukaryota, Viridiplantae, Streptophyta, Magnoliopsida, Ericales, Balsaminaceae. Bases 1 to 459 code for a protein of 152 amino acids. The record is from RefSeq and is a predicted model, not a curated record. The transcript has a single exon.
AUGGUAGAGUUGAAUUUAUUUCUUGAUCUACAAGUUCGUCAACUUGAAUAUGGCAUAUUCAUUAACCAGGCCAAAUACACUAGGGAGCUGCUAAAGAAAUUUGGAAUGGAAAGCUUCUCAGCUUCAACUACUCCAAUGAACUAUUCCAGAAAGCUCGACAAGGAUGAAGAUGUCCAGAGUGUUGACAUAACUACUUAUAGAGGGAUUAUUGAUUUUCUGCUCUACCUUACUACUAGUCGGCCAGACAUCAUGUUUAUUGUCAGUGUCUGCGGAAGAUUUCAGGCUAACACUAAACAAACUCAUUAUGUUUGUGCUAAGUGUAUUUUGAAGUAUUUAAAGGGAACUCAAAAUGUAGGACUGUGGUUUCCGAAGGAUUCCAGUUUCAAUUUAAUUAGCUAUUCUGAUGAAGACUAUGCAGGUUGUAGGAUUAAUCGAAAGAGUACAAGUGGAACUUGUUAG